AGGCUGGGCUCCAGUCGCCAUCACAGACUCCGAUGCCCCGCCCACGCAGCCAUUCACUCUCUGCAUCCCUCCCUUAGGCGAGGGGGCUGUCCCUGAAGAGCCACGCGACUUCUGCCAGGGGCUGGACAUCCAGGACCAGUACGACCGCUUCUACUUGAACCGCACCGGGGAGUGCUUUGCCAGGUGCCUGCAGCUGGGGAAUGUCUCCGGCAAUCCCGGGAAGCUGGAGAGAUACUGGCUACACUACGAGUUCUACCUGGUGGAGAAGAAUUUGGAGGACAAGGUGGAUAUGCCCUUUGUGAAGGCUUUGGUCCAGAACUUCAGCACCGACACCUCGGAAGAUCUGCUUUUCUCUCUGAAACCGGCUCAGAUUCCGAGGCAGGUGAUGAUGGGCGAGGACAAGCCCCCUGACAGAGUCCGACUUCCCAGGAGCUUUUUCGCCUCCCUGCCGGGCAGCAGGUCAGCAGUCCGGUUGGCCAUAUCUGUUCUGGACAUCGGUGCUGGGGACCUCUUCAAGGGCCCCCAGCUUCGCCUGGAAGAUGGCAGCAGUGUGUUGAACAACCACAUGGUGGGCUUGAGCGUGGGUCGCACCCCUGUCACCAGGCUGCCAGAGCCUCUGGAGAUCACCUUCUCCCACCAGCGUCAGCCCCCGAACGCGACCCUCACCUGCGUGUUCUGGGAUGUGAACAAAGGGCCUGCUGGGGACUGGGACUCCAGGGGCUGCUCCACCGAGCUCGGAGCUGAGAGGACUGUCUGCCACUGUGACCACCUGACCUUCUUCGCCUUGCUGUUGAGGCCCGUCUUGGACCGGGCCACCGUGCAGGUCCUCACUCACAUCUCCCAGGCCGGCUGUGGAGUCUCCAUGAUCUUCCUGGCCUUCACCGUUGUCCUCUAUCUUACCCUGAGGUUCUCCCUGCAGAGAUUCAAGUCCGACGAUGCCCCCAAGAUCCACGUGGCCCUGAGCAGUAGCUUGUUCCUCCUGAAUCUGGCCUUCCUGGUCAGCGUGGGCAGCGGCUCGGCGGGGUCCCGUGCUGCAUGCUGGAUCCGGGGAGCCAUCUUCCACUACUUCCUGCUCUGCACCUUCACCUGGAUGGGCCUGGAAGCCUUCCACCUCUACCUCCUCGUCAUCAAGGUCUUCAACACCUACUUCGGCCAUUACUACCUGAAGCUGAGCCUGGUGGGCUGGGGCCUGCCCGCCCUCAUGGUCAUUGGCACCGGAAGUGCCAACAGCUAUGGCCUUUACACCAUCCGCGACCAGGAGAACCGCACCUCUCUGGAGCUGUGCUGGUUCCAGAAAGAGCCUGCCCUCUACGCCACCGUCCACGGUUACUUCCUCAUCACCUUCCUCUUUGGUGCCGUGGUGCUGGCCCUGGUGGCCUGGAAGCUCUUCACCCUGAGCAGUGUCACAGCGGGCAAGGAGCAGGGGCAGAGGUGGAAGGCCGUCCUCACCGUCCUGGGCCUCUCAAGCCUGGUGGGUGUGACCUGGGGGCUGGCUGUCCUCACGCCCCUGGGUCUGUCCACCAUCUAUAUCUUCGCCCUCUUCAACUCCCUGCAAGGUGUCUUCAUCUUCUGCUGGUUUGCCAUCCUCUACCUCCCGGGCCAGAUCUCCACGCCUUCUUCCUCGGGGGGCACCGCCCGGCUGGACCAGGCCCCCUCUGUGUCCCAUGAGUAGGCGGCCACGGCCCUGCGCCCAGACUCACCUCCCGUCUGCUGUGUGCCCUCGGCAGCUGCUGCGGUUGCUUCCUCUUUACGGCGCGGCUGAAGAGGAAACGGGUUGGAUCCUGUGGCCUCAAAGGUCCCAUCCAGAUAUGCCCACAGAUCCGAGAGUCCCCAGAUGCAGAUGUGCAGGGGAUUUAGGCCCUCCCGUCCCGAGACCACCCCCGCCCCCAAGAGCAAAGAGCACACCUUCACGGCCCGCCCGGCCUCUGUCCACCUCUGGUGUCGCUGGGCCCUGACCCCAGAGAGUGGGCUGUGGCAGGGCAGCAUGUGGAACGAGCCCGGCCUCCCUGCUCCUCCCUGUGUGACUGCCCCCCCACUCUGCUUUGGUCCUGGUGAGGGGCAUUCGGGAGGUCAUUGUCCCCCGGAGGUCAUUGUCCCCUGGGCCACUGGGGGAGUCGUGGACUGGAGGUCUGUUUUAGGGGCGGGUCAGUCCUCCAGCCGCCUGUCCUGGGCCCAUCCUCCAUGCAGGGGACGGCCAGCCCUCCAGGCUGUCCCUCCCCCUCGGUGACUGCCUGGUGGGUGGCCUCAGAUCUGCUGUCACUGUGGGGCGGGGGUCACGGGUCCCGGCUCCCCACAGCUAUUCAUUCAGUGUGUGGGACUCAGGAGAGGGCAGAGGGAUGGCGGGGCAGAGGUGGGCAUUUCUGAGAGUCUGAGCUCCCAAGGGCAGGGACAGGACAGCCUGGCUCCUCCAUCAGCCCAGCUGAGCACAGGGCGGGGCCCGUGUUGAGCCAAAUAUCGGCACCAGUAAGAUCUCAAUAAAUCUUUGUGGGCUGAACAAAUGGGUGUAUUUGCAGGGCUCUGAGCCGGGGGCGCUUCAGGCCAGACCUGGGUUGGGCCAGUCACUUCCCGUAGCUGGUUCUCCAUUUCCUAGCCUUGGGCUGGCCUCGUAGGAAGCCCAGGUGGCAGAGUAACCGAGGCGGAGGGACUCGAGGGAACGGGCUGAUGCACACAGAGAACAGAGGCAGAGGUGGCCCUGGAGAGACGGCAGCCAGGAGAGACCAGGCUCACCCUGACUCUCCCCUCUGGCCCUGCCCAGCCUCCAGCUGGGCUCCUGCAGGUGGGGAGUCAUUGUCACUGUCAUGACCAGAUGCUCACCGCAGCCCCCCCGAGCUGCGGGCUCUGACCCCCUCCCCCACCAGCAGCCGGUGUCCACCCGAGGGGCCUCCUGGCUUCUUGUCCAACCCAGCAGACAGACAGACCGCCAGAGACAGGAAGGUGCGUCACUUGACGCCAGUCACCCUGCUCCUGGGAAGGAAGUCCUGGGGCGUGGACACGGGGUCAGCUGGACCACAGUGUGUUUUGGAGGACACGUUGGGGCUUAUCUUCGGGGAUGUCUGUGUCUGGUGGUGAAGGUCUCGUAACCUGAGUGUCCUGGGAAACAGCCGCUCUGAGUAUUUCCGUCCAGGGCUUAAAUUCUGCCUCUGCUGUGUGACCCCGGCAUGUCACUUGGCCUCUCUGAGCCUGAGUCUCCCCAGCAUAAAAUGGGGCUCCUGAAUGCUGGGGGGCAAAGUAAAGUUCCCAGCAGCAACCGGCUCCCCCCUCCCGAGUCCCUCCUUUGACUUAAAGAAAGAUCCGUCAGAGGCCCAGGGAAGACCUGUGACCCGCCCAGCUAAGCCCCUCCACAGGCGAGGCCCAAGCCAGGGCUGGCCUCUCUGGUUGCUGACCCUUCCCCAGGACGGACGUUCCCUGGGUUCCAGAACUGUCACCUGGCCCCACCCUGAGCUUCAAGGGGAACCUUGAGCAGCCGAAACCUCAGGCGAGCUGCUGGGAGGGGACCAACCAAACCAGAGCGGGCUUCCUGGUACAGGCCCCCUCCUCCUGGCCCGCAACGCAGGGGGCGCAGGGGACCAUGACCUGAGACGGUGACCGCAAGGACUGCCAGCGCCGGUCCCUGUGGCCCAGCAGGAACGUGGGUCUGAGCACCUGCUGCCCGUGGUCAUGGUGGGCCGCAGGGAGGGUCCCUCCGCCCCGGCUUGUCGCCUAGUUCUGCAUUCUGCCCGGGUUUCUUCGUUCCCGAUCUAUUUUUUCAUUAUCGUACAACAAACCUGCAGAAAACAAGAAGGCGAUUUAUUUACUCUGUGCCUUCAGAGCGACGACUGAAGACGAGAAGCUGUUGAUUCAAUGCAAGUCCAGAGGCGAUUCCAAUUGAUCUUAUUCUUUAUAGAGUCUCCGAAAAUUCAUUCUAGAAAUUUUUAUGGUGAUCUAUGAAAAACUUCAAAUCGCUGAGUCUGCCUGACUGAAAGAGGGCACGGGAGGAAGACUUGACCUCCAGACGUGACGGUGUUCGGAGGCCAAAGUGACAAGGCCAACCUGGAGACCUGUGGGGACAGGAGGGAAGACAAGCGGAAAAACACAGAGUGCUCAGUGGCGCCCCCCGGAGGACUUCACACACAGCCAAGAUGGCACGGUCAACAGGAGUCGGUGGAUCAAUUAAAAAAAAAAAAAAAUCAAGACAAGAUCCCUGCUGACCCCUUCCGUGCAGGUGGACUCCAGGUGGAGUAAAGUCUAGGGGAGGGUGAAACGUGAACGUCAGUGUAGGAAAAUAUUUUUGUGACCUAGGGAGGGGCAAGGAACGACUUCCCAGAGAAAAAUUCUCUAAGCAUCAGACCCCAAACGGAUACAUUUCAUUGCUUUAAAAUUGAGGUUUUCUCCCGGGUACAGGGGCACACACCUGUAAUCCCAGUGGCCAGGGAGGCUGAGGAAGGAGGAUGGAGAAUUCAAAGCCAGCCUCAGCAAAGUAGCAAGGCUC
Messenger RNA from Ictidomys tridecemlineatus (thirteen-lined ground squirrel), 4468 nucleotides. It is a transcript of the gene Adgrg3, whose product is annotated as adhesion G protein-coupled receptor G3. Lineage: Eukaryota; Metazoa; Chordata; Mammalia; Rodentia; Sciuridae. Gene Ontology annotation, biological process: adenylate cyclase-activating G protein-coupled receptor signaling pathway; cell surface receptor signaling pathway. The record is from RefSeq and is a predicted model, not a curated record. Gene Ontology annotation, molecular function: G protein-coupled receptor activity. Gene Ontology annotation, cellular component: plasma membrane.